AUGAAGCACAAAGAUGGAAAACCAUUUCCACCCGAUAAAAAUUCCAGGGCGGUCCCCAUGGCAAUAAUGUUUUUGGUGCUAUGUGGAUUUUCAUUCUAUCUUGGUGGAAUCUUUUGUUCGGAAAAGAACAAAUAUGUAACCAAUGACACUGCUGAAGCGGUUGAUGAUACUACCCAGAAAAUGGCCACCGGCACUCUCCAAACAAAAAGCGUAACAUUUUCCGUAUGCAGCAUAGAAUAUCAGGACUACACGCCAUGCACAGAUCCAAGAAGAUGGAAGAAGUACGGUCUUCAUCGGCUCACUUUUCUAGAGCGUCAUUGCCCUCCCAUAUUCGAAAGGAAGGAAUGCUUAAUUCCCCCACCUGAUGGCUAUAAGUUACCCAUCAGAUGGCCUAAGAGCAGAGAUGAAUGCUGGUACAGAAAUGUUCCAUACGACUGGAUUAACAAACAAAAGUCGAAUCAACACUGGCUUAGGAAAGAAGGGGAGAAGUUCUUCUUCCCUGGUGGCGGCACCAUGUUCCCCAAUGGUGUUAGUGCCUAUGUUGAUUUGAUGCAAGAUCUGAUACCGGGAAUGAAAGAUGGGACUAUUCGGACUGCAAUUGAUACUGGUUGCGGAGUUGCUAGCUGGGGAGGUGAUUUAUUGGAUCGUGGGAUUCUAACAGUCUCGCUUGCCCCAAGAGAUAAUCAUGAGGCUCAAGUUCAAUUUGCUCUGGAACGUGGGAUUCCAGCAAUUCUGGGCAUUAUCUCGACACAGAGACUUCCUUUCCCUUCGAACUCUUUUGACAUGGCGCAUUGCUCAAGAUGCCUUAUUCCAUGGACUGAAUUUGGUGGAAUUUAUCUUCUAGAAGUGCAUCGUAUACUUCGGCCAGGGGGUUUCUGGGUACUAUCGGGUCCUCCAGUAAACUACGAGCACCGCUGGAGAGGAUGGAACACAACUAUUGAAGAACAGAGAUCAGAUUAUGAAAAGUUGCAAGAAUUGCUAACUUCAACGUGUUUCAAGUUAUAUAACAAAAAAGAUGACAUUGCUGUUUGGCAGAAGUCAUCCGACAACAGUUGCUAUAAAAAGCUCGAGAACCCUGACAUUUACCCCCCGAAGUGUGAUGAUGGUACUGAACCAGAUUCUGCAUGGUACACUCCAAUUCGGCCCUGUGUUGUUUCUCCGAACCCCAAGUACAAGAAAGUAGCUUUAAAGUCCCUCCCGAAAUGGCCACAAAGACUUCAUGCAGCUCCAGAGCGUGUUUCUGAUGUUCGUGGUGGCAGCGAUGGUGCUUUUAACCACGAUGACAGCAAAUGGAAAACACGGAUGAAGCACUACAAGAAGUUGGUCCCUGCAAUCGGGACGGAUAAAAUAAGAAAUGUGAUGGACAUGAACACUCUGUACGGAGGUUUUGCUGCUGCUUUAAGUGACUAUCCCUUGUGGGUCAUGAAUGUAGUUUCCUCCUACGCUGCAAACACACUUCCUGUCGUGUAUGACAGGGGCCUCAUAGGAACCUACCAUGACUGGUGUGAGGCUUUCUCCACAUAUCCUCGAACAUAUGAUCUCCUUCACCUAGACGGUUUUUUCACUGCUGAAAGUCACAGGUGCGAAGCGAAGUACAUUCUUCUUGAGAUGGACCGAAUCCUCCGGCCAAAUGGGUACGUGAUCAUCCGGGAAUCGAGCUAUUUCGUGGAUUCUGUUGCUACCAUAGCCAAGGGGAUGAGAUGGGGAUGUCGUAAAGAGGAUACCGAAUAUGAUUCUGAAAAGGAGAAGAUUUUAAUUUGUCAGAAAAAACUAUGGUAUUACUCUAAGCAAAAUUGA
This is a messenger RNA of Fraxinus pennsylvanica, 1797 nucleotides long. NCBI's taxonomy places the organism in Eukaryota, Viridiplantae, Streptophyta, Magnoliopsida, Lamiales, Oleaceae. The record is from the annotation of a GenBank genome assembly.